This is a messenger RNA of Nicotiana tabacum (common tobacco), 823 nucleotides long. Its product is annotated as mitochondrial pyruvate carrier 1. The record is from RefSeq and is a predicted model, not a curated record. Gene Ontology annotation, cellular component: mitochondrial inner membrane. NCBI's taxonomy places the organism in Eukaryota, Viridiplantae, Streptophyta, Magnoliopsida, Solanales, Solanaceae. Gene Ontology annotation, biological process: pyruvate import into mitochondria.
AGAUAAACAACUACCUUUUGUUUCUUCCUAUUUUUUAUCAACUAUCAAGGAAUCUGGCCGGGUUCUUAUUAGUACGUUCUCCUGGAUUUCAUAUUUAUAUAUAGUUGCCUUUGGAGCUAAUUUUUGUGUUAACUGUGCAGAAAGAAGGUGGAGAUUGACUUUGCUUUUCUAUCAACAAGCUAAGUCUCCAACCCAAGAUUAAUUAUUUUUCAACUGAUUUUCUCUUUCUUUCUUUCUUUUAAUUUGAUGAAUCACAAAGUGAUGGAAUCGUUGAGGGCAUAUUUGAAGAGUCCAAUGGGUCCAAAAACAACUCACUUUUGGGGUCCGAUGGCCAACUGGGGAUUUGUCGUCUCUGGAAUGAUGGAUGCAAAUAAGUCCCCCGAUGCAAUAUCUGGCAACAUGACUGCAGUGUUAUGUGUGUUCUCAAUGUUGUGUAUGAGAUUUGCAUGGAUGGUGAGGCCUCGGAAUCAUAUGCUGCUAGCUUGUCAUGCUGCAAAUGAGUCUGUGCAACUCUACCAACUUUCCCGUUGGCUAAGGCAUCAAUGGAACCUACAGCAGAAGGAAACCGUUGCAGCUACUGACUAACUUAGUACUUCUCAAAAAAAAUAAAAAACUCCGUAGUUUCCACUUUCCACAAGUUUAGUUAUUUACCAAAGAAAAUGUAAGCAUAAUUAAAAAGAACCCUUUUAAGGGUAGUUUGGUAGGAUGUAUUAGGGAAAAUAAUAAAUAUAUUAGCUUUGGUAUUAUUAAUCUCUUGUUUGGUAGUAUUUUUCAAUCUAUGUAAACUAAUACAUGUUUUAAUUAUACAACAUAUUUAGUAUUA